AUGCUUCAUAAAUUAGUUAAGCUUCGAGUUCAGUAAAACCGCUAGUGUUCUCAACAACUAACAAAAUAAUUGUUCAUGAUUUGGGGACUAACAUGCCUAUUUCAAUAAUAGACAAUCAAAGAGGUUGGAACAUAUGGCAAGCUAACUGGGCUCAUGACACAUAAGAAGUAAUUUAACCUCAAUGAAAAAAAUUCAUAGGGUGUUGUUAUAAGUAGCAUUUGCUACUCCCAAGACUCAAGUUUUAUAGCAUAUUGCUGCUCGGAUGGCACUCUUGGUAUCUUUAAUCUAAAGACCAAGAAGCCAGAGUUAUUUCAUGAUAAUGGGCAUAUGCCAGGAAUCAGGAUGAUCUCUGUCAGCAUCAAUUAAAAUGAUUAAUUACUAGCCUCAGCUUCUGCAGAUGGAAUUAUUUGUAUUAGGCAUCUCCAGGGUGAGUAAAAGGUUAUGCAAUUCCACGAGAUUUAGAGAGUCACUGUUAUAUAAUUUUCGCAUGUCAAAGCCAACAUACUGGCAACAGCUCAUGAAAAUGGGAAAGUAUGUGUAUUCGAUGCUUCAACAGCCCAAAAGAAAUGUGAAUUUGAAAAUGCCCAUCAAUAGUAAGUGACUGGCUUAGCUUUUUCUCCAGUCAAUAAUCUACUGCUUUGCUCUUGUGGACUAGAUGGCAAAAUUUAGUUCUUUGAUAUCUAGGGCGUUAAGAAUGUUAAGACCAUUGAUAACUAAAAUCCCUUAACAGCUAUAUCAUUUUGCUUUGAUGGUCAUACUAUAGCAGUUGGUUCUUUGAAGGGUAAAAUCUAUGUUUACGAUCUUAAGGAUAAGCAAAAGAUUAAAAAUGAGUUGAAGGGGCAAGAUGGAAAACGUAUCAACUGUUUAUAGUUUAUGAGAAAUCCUGAAAAAUUUGCGAAUUCCCCAAGCUCAACCUCAUACUUUCAAUCAACUGCAGUAAACAUAAGAUCUUCUUAAGAAAAAAUAGCUGUUACAACUGCAAAGGAUGCAUAGAACUUAAGUGGCAUUAAAGGUGUACCUAGACCCCCUACAGCUACCACAAAAUCUUCAAAUAAUUCAGUCGCAGGCUCUAGAUCAAAAGAAAAUACUCCACUUAGUCAGUAAAAGCUUAACAAAUCAGGAAACAGCUUAAACUCUCAGCAGUCAUAAAAUAUGGAGGAGAAGACUAUUAGAUACAUCGAGGAGUAAAAAGUUAAUAAUGCUUAGUUUAAGAUUCAGGAGUAACUUGAAAAGCUUCAGCAGACUUUCGAGUAAAGCAAGCAGGCUUUGAACCUUGGAACUUCAGGCAAUCAAAGCUAGCAAUAGCAAUAACUUCCAAUAAACAAGAUAAACUUGAACUAACUGGGUACAGAAUCAUAGGCUAAUAAACUAGGUAAAAUAGAUAAAUAUGCAAGGGAUAUUGGUGGAAAUAAUACCAUUAGAGAGGAUGAUGAAUUAAUGGAAGAGCUUAGUCUCAAGAGGAGAAAUUCAAGGCCCACUCAUUUGAGUCAUGAGACUAAGGUUUACAUCGAUAAGGUGUUUCAGGAUCAGGCUGAGUAGAUCAAGAUGAGCAUUCAAUAAUCUAUUAGCAAUUUACAUAUUGAACUCAUUAGGAAUUUCACCAUUUAAGAGAACGAGUUAAGGAUGAGUCUGGGAGAUUUAUUGGAAAGGAAUAAGAGAAAAAAGUAGGAGUUGAGAUAUCUAAGAAAGGAAAAUAAAAAACUAAGGCAAAUUACCUACUGA
Molecule: messenger RNA, 1722 nt
Organism: Stylonychia lemnae
Lineage: Eukaryota; Ciliophora; Spirotrichea; Sporadotrichida; Oxytrichidae
Source: the annotation of a GenBank genome assembly